CCCAGGAAUCAAGUCCAUAAUCUUGAUGAUGUUAGCAGCAUGUACUAGAUGGGAUACAGGGAUGUGGAUUUGAAAAGAACUAGUUCAUAGCAUUGGAGAAUGGGAAGACUGUCACUGACCGGAGAUCGAUCAACUUAGUGGAAUCGAAUGGAUUUGUGCUAAAAUAGAAUGGAAUUACAUCAGCAAUGAAAGCGAAAGCGUUGAGCUAACAGCUGUGGUCCACGGUGACACAGCAUCGCCCCCUCCCCUUUACAUAGCCUAUAAAACGGAUUCACACAGCGUUUCUGCAAGGACACUUUCGGGUCUCAUGUGAGAAACACACGUUAUAGCAGGAAAAUGGUCAAACUGCCGAAUUUGACGCGCCGGAGGGCGACCAUAGAAGACGCAGAAAAAGUAGGAGCUGUUUGCAGUCAAGUAGUGGAAGAAACUGCGAAGGAUUCACAUGGUCCGAGGAAGGACAAACACAAGAUUAAAUUUCCGUUUAAAAGGAUCCUGGGUACCAAAGAUGGAGCAAACACUGCAGCAAACACUGUUUCUCAACCAGCUCCAGAGGUGAUCCUGAGCUUUGAGGAGAACUUAAGUCAGAACCAAUUGGCUAAAGCCAGUAGGCAGCUUAUAAUGAGGGAGGAUGCCAUAUUCGGGCAGCGCACUGAUCAAAAUUCAGCCGGUGAAGAUGAGAUAGUCAAAGAGAGAGACCAGCUUCAGAGGGACUACGAAAUGUUUCAGGUGCGUCUGUGGAUGGUCAUACAUGCCACGUUCCAGGACAAGUCCGGCGAGGGGGACUCGGAGGCUUUACACAGUGCUGUGACCUCAAUAAUGCAGGAGGAGGAACAGGACAAGCGCUGGUUGGAACCGGCCGAAGGCCUACAAGUGCCGGAAUGGCGUCCGAGGAAGUGUCUGAUGGAACACAACCUCCUCCUUCAGAAGAUCGUGAACGUGCGGAUCAAGAAGGCGGAGGAGGAAGUGAACGGCGCAGACAACUUGUCCACUAACCUGAUGAAACAGGUAUUUAAGAUUGGCAAACGAGUACAGGCGGACUUAUUGAAAGUCGUGAACAACGUGAAACAGUGCUACCCGGAGGACCUAGAUGUCUGCAACGUCUACGCACGACUAUAUCAUGAAGCUUUCUCCAGGCGUCUGCGGGAGUUUGCCCAGACCAGCUUGGAUGUGAAGGACUGCAGCUAUCUCCUGCUCUGGGUCAACAGUUACUAUCCAACGGAUGUGUUGAAGCACGAAGAACUGAAGAAACACAUUGACAGUGAAUCCCCAGGGGCACUGCUAUCAGAUGAAGACCUCAAGCCUUUAGAGGACCAGUAUCUAUCACAUGGGGAGGCUAAAGUGAGAGACUGGCUCGCCAAUGCCCUGAAGACGGAACAGAAGAGGUGGAUCAGUGGUGUGUGGCCUGAGCUCAUAGACGACUACUACAUCAGCCUUAUAGCUGUUGACGUCAUUGAGUUGGUUGCCCCACUUGCUGAAGAGACCUUGACUAUUUUGGGUGACCGGGUGAAAGCCCAGAGACUUCAGUGCCAGCUGGAAACCUUCUUAAUGAGCUACAAAAAGGCGUUAGAGGAAUUUUCAAAAGGACAUCACGAGACUACAAAAGCGGUUUUGAAGGCUAACCUGGUCAGCAUCGAGCAGUUCAGGGAGUUUGUUGAUAAAAGUGAGACCCCUUUCAAAGACCAGACCAGAACCAACUGCUUGUCUAUAUUGGCAGACCUCCGGGACCAUUGCUACUCGUACUUCCUGUGUCCGAUUCACAAAGAGCUAAAGGUGCAUUAUCGUAAGCUGUGGACCACCCCUUGGUUUGCGGCGAAGCAAGGGGUUCCAGUAGAACUGUUGGGUAUCCUAGGAGGAGACGUUUAUGAGUUCAGGGACCUGAAGCCUGUUUGCAAAGAGGACCUGCUGGGUCAGCUUCAUAUUGAGGUGAUGGCGAAGUAUGUCAAGAGGCUCCUUAAAAGAAAGAUGAAGUUGAGGGACCGGGAACAGCAAGAGGCUGCUGCCAAUCUCCUGUGUGAGGACAGCAAGAAGCUCAGCGCACUAUUCACCAGCAUGGGCUCACGGAAUAGCUGGCUCGACAACGUUGUGUUUCAGCUGGCGGAGGUGAUCAGACUACAGGACCCAGGAGCCAUCCAGCUGGAGGUCGUCACUCUGGCUAGAGCGCACCCAGACCUCAGUGAAAACCAUGUCCUCGCCCUGCUGUACCUCAAAGCCAACCUCUCCACCAGUGAAGUUCGCCGGAUAAGGGAGAGCCUGACUGAGAACCGAGGCACCUUGGAAUCCUGUCCCGGUCACGCCUUCUUCGCCAAGGCACUCGUGCUGGACAGCUCAUUCGGUCGGUGUGGUGGGCAGACUUUGUUCUACGUGAAUCGAUGGCGGAAGGAGACGUUGUCCAGAAUCACUGCUGCUCUCCACCCUCCCUGCUGUCUCAACUUCUACAUUUCAAUGCAAAUGUGCUCUUUGUACAAAAUUGUUGUGAAAUAAGCUGAACUUGAAUAUUUUUUACAAAAUGCAUAAAAGGGAUGUAUUACUCAUAUUAAAAGUAUUAGACUGUAUACAGUAUGUCAGUUGAAAGUAUGAUAUACAUGCUGUAUUUUAAAUAAAAUGCUUUUGAAACAAAUGUGAAGCAGGCCAACUGAUUGCAGAUACAUAUUCUGUUCUAAAGACAAGUUACAGCCUACUCAGUAAGAUUAAUCCAUUUCAGUAAAAUGCCAUUUGGUUAGUUGAGUUCAUCAGACAAAACUGAGUUUGAUGAAGUAAAAUAAAUGAUCUACAGUAAGGCUCAGUGUGUGAUUCACAGUUGACUGCCCUAUCAUGUGCUGUGUGCACAGUGGUCUUUGUUGACGUCUUCAUGAGGAGAACACUUGAGAAGACACAUUGUCAUUAUGCCCCCACGGACAUAAAAAAGGGAGAAAGGACCUCUUUAUCCUCCACAACAAAUGCACUCUAUGCACAUAAGACUGAAUGACUCAAGCCCUGUCACGAACAUGCGUCGUGAUAAAGCACGUUCAGUUGACGUGUUGAUUAUGAUGUCAUAAUGGAUAGCAAGAGGACCACAAGUGGUCAGGUUCUGCCAAAGUCUGCGGCAGACUAGCCACUUCACAUAGCUCUGUGUGAUGAGUGUGAGUCAUUAGGCCACAUUCUUUGUUGCUAUUUCUGAGCCUUGGGACUUCAGACCUUGUGUGUGAUAUGCUUUGUCAUUUUUGUCAGGAGUCAUCAUUGUUAACUUACUAUGUAACAUUAGUUCUACUGUGAAGGUGCUUCUACUAGUGCUUUGUAUGCAGUAGCCUAUUUUAAGCUUUAAUGGCUAAUUAUCUGGAAAUAUGUAAACCUGUACUGUGAAGUUUUGGUGAACAUUAGACAAGAAGAUGAAUAAAUAUUACAGCCUGUGA
Clupea harengus (Atlantic herring) is the source of this 3389-nucleotide messenger RNA. RefSeq names its product tumor necrosis factor, alpha-induced protein 2a (gene tnfaip2a). Gene Ontology annotation, biological process: exocyst localization; exocytosis. Gene Ontology annotation, cellular component: exocyst. The record is from RefSeq and is a predicted model, not a curated record. Gene Ontology annotation, molecular function: SNARE binding. NCBI's taxonomy places the organism in Eukaryota, Metazoa, Chordata, Actinopteri, Clupeiformes, Clupeidae.